Messenger RNA from Paramacrobiotus metropolitanus, 3551 nucleotides. RefSeq names its product protein argonaute-3-like. The coding region runs from base 1171 to 3525 and encodes 784 amino acids. The transcript is spliced from 13 exons. NCBI's taxonomy places the organism in Eukaryota, Metazoa, Tardigrada, Eutardigrada, Parachela, Macrobiotidae. Gene Ontology annotation, molecular function: protein binding; RNA binding. The record is from RefSeq and is a predicted model, not a curated record.
CUGUAAGAUAAUUGUAGGUGGUUGUACAUACCGUUGGGCGAGAGCAACGCGGAAGCCGCGGAACGUUUUUAUUGUUAUCCACUCCAAAGUCUAGACAAUAAAACGAUUUAUAUAGAUCGUUAUCUGGAUUUCCCUUUGGAGUGGUUUGUGUUUUUAUUUUUAAUAAAAUCUUAUUACUAUACUGUACUAUUACGUCAUCAUGACAUCAUCGCAUACCAGUGAUACAUAUCAUGUAGCCAACUACAAAGUUGAAUAACAACAUUACAACAAACAUUUAAAGCCUCGACGAUUUGACCUGAAAGCUGUUGCAUCGAGGCGGAGUGAUCGAGCUGCUGGAGUCUUUCUAAUUUCCACAUCUUGCAUAAUUCUAUUUAUGGUUAGAGCAUCUGCCACUACGUUUUCGGAAUUUUUCAUCCCUGUGGCAAAACUAACCCAAGUUUCUCACUUCGUCAGGAACUGCAACGUUCUCAGUUCAGAAUUCAUUGCAGCACCAGCGGAUAAUCGGAUUCAUGGCAGAUAAACAACGAGGCCGUGGUAGUACGCAGAACCGUGGCGGACGCGGACGAGGUGGGACUGGCGGCGCUCGCGGCGCUGUUCCUUUAGGUUUACCUCCCGACCCCGAACCACCGGCCAGGCGCAUCGAGCAAUCCGAUUUUCCCGCUCUUGGGGCCCCACAGGCUGCCCCGCGGCCUACACCCAGCGCACCACGAGGGGCUGCAUGGGGGCGCACUGAGACGGUUGUGGCAGCCGCUGCAACCAGCGCUCAGUUGCCUGUGACAAGCGGUGUGCCAAAAAGCUCGGAACCGUCGACCAGCCGUGCUUCGGCCAGCCAUACAGUUUCUCUGGAGAAGAGUGUGUCUGCACUGACUGUCGGCGAUGGCGCGAAACCUGUCUCCGCGCGUGGCCAAGGGGAUGCUGGCUCAUCCAAACCUUCGUCGAGUAAAUCUACAUCAGCCAGUGCAAAAUCAGCGGAAAAGAAACCAGCGGGCGAUGCGAGUGCGCUGGAAGAACGGGAUCCUGUGACACGUCCUGGCGAUGCUAAAAUCGGUUUCGGAACCCGCGGAUUUCCUAUUGCUCUGAAGGCCAAUCACUAUGUCCUGCGCGUCUCCAAGAAGGAUCAGAUGAUCUACUGUUACAGUUUGGCCAUUGCAGCGCGGUGUGGCACACGUGAUGCCGGAGCCGCUGAAGCCAGCCAUGAAACGACACAUCAUGAACGAAUUCCGUCGGCAAAAUCCGCGUCAAGUGCUAGGCAAAGGACAGGGUGGAGAGAUCGCUUUUAACAAAGCCGAUGAGAUUUUUGCAGGAUUCCUGCUUGCCGACAUUACUGACCAGGAAGAGGUGGCUUUUGAGUUUGCUUCCACGAUGGAACAACUAGGGGAUCCGCGCACGUAUGAUUGCAAAGUUUCGCUGAAGUUGAUCCGGCAAGAGCGCAUGGAUAAUUACCUGCAAGUUUUCAAAACAGGCAAUCUGAAUGGUCGAAAAGCAGAGGAUUAUAUCCGCCCCGUGGAUACUAUUCUACGGCAGGCUAUGCUGGUUACACAGAGAGCAGUGGAAAUUGGACGAAGCCUGUAUAUCCCUAAGGAGACAGAAAUUUUACAACACGGGAGAUUGGCUAUAUCCAAACUAUUUGUGAGCGUUCGCCCAUCAACGGCGAUGAAUGGCCUGAUCACUUUGUUUCUCACAUCGGGAAGCGCAUUCUACAAAGAACAGCCCCUACUAUGGUUUUUAAAAGACAACAAUCCCAGUUUGGUAGUCCCUCAAAGAGCGGAUCCUAAUUUCGUUUUGGAAGAAGGUUUCGUGGAGUGGUUGAAUGCUAAUGAAGUUAGAGGAUUGAAAGUGGAAGUGCCGACUGUUGAUGCUCAGACUCGGAAAGAAUAUCAGAAAACAUAUGCAAUAAAGCAGAUCUGUCGGGAGAGUGUGGCUGCCAAAAAGUUUGACUUGGACAAUAAGAAGAUUUCUGUCCUGGAUUAUCACCGUAAUUUGGGUAGAGCGAUUUUAUUUCCACGAUUGCAAGUUGUUGAGAUGAUGAACGGAUCCUUUAUUCCCAUGGAACUAUGCAAGAUUAAAAAACACCAACAGCUGCUGGAUCGCGUGGCACCGAUGGUAGCGGAGGAAAUGGUUACGCUGUAUUCGCGGCCAGCUCCGGAGCGUAUGCGACAUAUCCAGCAAAAUCGGGAAGCAUCCAUUACAACAAACAAUCCCGUCAUGCAAAGUUUUUCGUUGGAACUGAGUCCGAACAUGAUGACCUUUAAUGGGCGCGUCCUUCCGCCACCGGUGCUUUCGCAGAAAGGAUUAAGAAUCCCAGUGAAUGAUGGCUCCUGGAAGUGCGACUUCGAAAAAGUGGAAAACGCUAAAUCACUGAAUAAAUGGGUUUUGUUCUACCUGGAUUGUUAUCCCAUUCGCGAUCUGGUUGUUACUUUCAAGAAGACGGGUCAGCAAAUGGGUAUCGGUGUUAGCGAUCCGCAGAAUGGUGACGGAACGAAAAUUCGACGAAAUGAACUGAAAACGGCUGUAUCGAAACUAGACGCCAAAAGCUUGGAUUUGGCUGUAUUUAUUGAAGAUCGUCAGGGAAGAAAAUCGGAUUUGCAUGAUGAAAUCAAACGCGUAUGUGAAAGCGGAUCUGCAGUUCAAAAACUGAGGACCCAGUUCAUCAGCCGCAGUACUGCCAGUCGGCCGGGGAAUAUAGCCAACAUUUUGCGAAAGAUCAACGUGAAACUGGGCGGCAUCAACUUCAGAUUUGAGCGUCCCCGAUUUUUAGCUAAUAUUAAAACAAUGGUAAUCGGAGCGGAUGUAACCCAUCCUAAAGGUGCAGGACUGCGUAAGCGACCUUCGGUGGCUGCCGUGGUAGCGAACACCGAUGAUGCAUUCCUGCAGUACAAAGCUGUGCUGGAUCCUCAAGUGGGCGACCAUGGAAAAUUAAAGGAGCUAAUUGAAAAUUUUGGGGACAUCAUGUUGACACUGUUUGCGGCGUAUGGUGAAGUUCCUCCAGAGCGAAUUUAUUAUUAUAGAGAUGGGGUCAGCGAAGGACAGUACAAGAAGGUGUUGGCUUACGAGUAUGCGGCUUUGGUGGAUGCUUAUAAGAAAAAGUACGGAAAAGAAGCCAAGAUUACAUUCAUCGUUGUAACCAAGCGUCACCAGACUCGUCUGGCUUGUCAAAAUGAUAGAGAUGCUCCUAAAGGAAAAGGUGUUAAUGUCCCAGCCGGUACGGUUGCGGAUAAGGAUUUAUGUUCCAAUUUGACUUUUGAUUGGUACAUGGCUUCUCAGCACGGAAUUCAGGGAACAACACGUCCUGCGCAUUAUAUCGUAAUGAUUGAUCAAAACUGCUCAACUGCUGACCAGCUGCAAGAGCUGUCAUACGCUUUGGCUCAUGCUUUUCAACGCACUACACGAAGUGUGUCAUUGCCGACACCUGUGUAUUAUGCCCACCUGGCAGCGGAAAGGGCUAAAGAAAUUCUUGGACCUUCCGAGUAUCCAAAAUUAGCAGAUGAUAGUCCAAGCGCUGUGCAAGCGGAGUUGCGGAAAUGAUUUGAAUUUUGACGAUCAGCGUCGAU